AAGUAGGUCAGAGACUGUUUAUGUCACAGCCACACCAAUCGUCUAGCUAGCUAACAGCGUUAGCCUGAGUGUGAUGUUGCUCUGUUGUUUAGCAUGACCCAGUUUGCAGCCUUUCCAGGAAGUCUCCUUUCUAUCUAAAAUGGUUUGCUGCCGUGACUGUGAAUCUGAGUGAGGCUGUGGCACAAGGUUCUGAUUCUGAAAAAGACUGUAGCUACAGAACCCGGUGGAAACAGCUCUCUGAAUAAAUCUGUGUGGAUGCUCCCAUCAAAACAAUUAAACUGUCCUUAGAUGAUCUAAUGGCGGACCAAAGGAUGGACAUUUCCUCCACCAUGAAUGAGUUCAUGUCUCCCAGUUCCAAUGAUCUUAUCAGCAGUUCAGUGGGAGCUCCAGGCCUGGACUACACACGCAAGCGGAAAGGCAGCACCACCGAUUACCAGAUUGAUGGCUUUUCAUUUGACGAUGGUAUGGACACAGAUAAGGAUAAACAACUUGGAAGAGAAGACCAGCAGGGCCGGAUUAAAAAUGCCAGGGAAGCCCACAGUCAGAUUGAGAAGAGGCGCAGGGACAAGAUGAACAGUUUUAUAGAUGAACUGGCUUCACUAGUACCAACGUGCAAUGCCAUGUCUCGUAAACUGGACAAGCUGACGGUGCUGCGCAUGGCUGUACAGCACAUGAAAACAUUACGAGGAGCUACAAACCCUUACACAGAAGCAAACUACAAACCAUCCUUUUUAUCAGAUGAUGAACUGAAGCAUUUGAUAUUAAGGGCUGCUGAUGGUUUUCUAUUCGUUGUGGGUUGUGAUCGUGGCAAAAUUCUAUUUGUAUCAGAGUCAGUGUAUAAAAUCCUGAACUACACUCAGAAUGAUCUUAUAGGCCAGAGUCUGUUUGACUACUUGCAUCCUAAGGACAUUGCCAAAGUGAAGGAGCAGCUGUCAUCGUCUGAUACAGCACCUCGAGAACGGCUCAUUGAUGCCAAAACUGGUUUGCCAGUAAAGACUGACAUCACUCCCGGCCCCUCCAGACUGUGUUCGGGAGCCCGUCGUUCCUUCUUCUGCAGGAUGAAAUGUAACCGGCCUUCUGUCAAAAUGGAGGACAAAGACUUUCCCUCCACCUGCUCCAAGAAGAAAGCAGACAGGAAGAGCUUUUGCACCAUCCACAGUACAGGUUACCUAAAGAGUUGGCCACCUACGAAAAUGGGCCUGGAUGAAGAUAAUGAGCCUGAUAACGAGGGCUGCAAUCUGAGCUGCCUAGUUGCAAUCGGUCGUCUGCACCCCCACAUCGUCCCUCAACAGGUGAACGGAGACAUCCGGGUUAAACCCACAGAGUACGUCUCCCGACACACUAUAGAUGGCAAGUUCGUCUUCGUCGACCAGAGGGCGACUGCUAUUCUAGCAUAUUUACCUCAGGAGCUUUUGGGAACGUCAUUCUACGAGUAUUUCCAUCAGGAUGAUAUUAACCAUCUUGCCGAAUGCCACAGACAAGUUCUGCAGAUGAGAGAAAAGAUCACCACAAACUGUUAUAAGUUUAAGAUUAAGGAUGGCUCCUUCAUCACUCUGAGGAGUCGCUGGUUCAGUUUCAUGAACCCCUGGACCAAAGAAGUAGAGUACAUUGUCUCAACCAAUACUGUGGUCUCGGGCAGUGUGCUGGAAGGAACUGACCCAAGUUAUCCUCAAUCAGCUUCCUCUCCUCAGAGCAUGGACAGUGUGCUCACAUCUGGAGGAGGUGGAGGAAAGCGAGCUCUUCAGACAGUCCCAGGCAUCCCAGGGGGAACCCGGGCGGGAGCCGGCAAAAUUGGCCGCAUGAUUGCCGAGGAGGUGAUGGAGAUCCAGAGGAUUCGAGGCUCAUCUCCGUCUAGCUGUGGCUCCAGCCCACUCAACAUCACCAGUACGCCUCCUCCUGACACCUGCUCUCCAGGGGGCAAGAAAAUUCAGAAUGGUGGUACUCCAGACCUGCCCUCUACUGGUAUUGUGCCUGGACCAGACUCGAUAGGAUACCCAUACUCCAACAACUCCAUAAUGAGUGACAACUCCCACCUGAGCAUCGACAUCAUGGACGAUCCCGGCUCCAGCAGCCCCAGUAACGACGAAGCAGCCAUGGCUGUCAUAAUGAGCCUGCUGGAAGCUGACGCUGGUCUCGGUGGUCCUGUAGAUUUCAGUGACCUGCCCUGGCCUUUGUGAGAACAAUGCAGGGUCAUACACCUGAACCUCAGACUGAUCUCUAAGCAGGACAAACCACAGCUCUUAUACAAUAGAGAACCUGCCACUGAAACACACACACACACCUGUUCUCUUCUUUUAUCUCUGUAUAUACUGUAUUGUACAAGUAUUCAUCUCUUUAAACACACAAGAUUAUUCUUCUGGUUGUGAUUAUAAUGUUUUUACACUACAAACCCGUAUAAAUGUUUAAUAUUCUAUAUGCAGGUUGUAACAAAUAUUGUAAUUCUAUUAUGUAAAAAGUCUUUAUGCAAAGUAUAUAAAAAGUGUUAAAUGUA
Molecule: messenger RNA, 2491 nt
Organism: Trichomycterus rosablanca
Lineage: Eukaryota; Metazoa; Chordata; Actinopteri; Siluriformes; Trichomycteridae
Gene: bmal1a
Product: basic helix-loop-helix ARNT like 1a
Exons: 20
Coding region: 297-2177 (626 amino acids)
Biological process (GO): regulation of transcription by RNA polymerase II; circadian rhythm
Cellular component (GO): nucleus; cytoplasm; transcription regulator complex
Molecular function (GO): DNA-binding transcription factor activity, RNA polymerase II-specific; protein dimerization activity; RNA polymerase II cis-regulatory region sequence-specific DNA binding
Source: RefSeq, a predicted model, not a curated record